AUGAAUACAAAAACGUUAAUAUUACUAUCAGUUCUCUUUAUUGCGCUAUAUUUAAAUGUAGUUUGUGUUUCAGCUGAUUUCCCACCAGCUGUCGAUCAUGAAAAGAAGUGGAUGUUCUCCUACCUUACCGUUAUUAAUCAACCCAUGUCAUUUUAUUAUAAUCUAAUCAAGUGGAACCCAUACAAUAAUAUCGUCACUCCAUUCAGUAAAUGGAAUCCAACAUUGUUGACCGAAUUCAUCGAGUAUUCCCAUGAGAGAGGUGUCGCCGUUCACAACUUCUUACCGGUGAAUUGUACUGCCGUAGAUUGUCUGACUUUCAAGGGCUGGGCAAACACCGCCUUCCAACAUAUGCAAUCGAUAAACCCCAAGUAUAUCGCUUCGAUGGCUGUCGGUUGCUUAAAAGACUCUUGGUCGUUCUACAACGCCGAUUAUGCACAUUACUUCAUCUUGAUGUGCUACGACAUGGGUUGGAGUUCCAAUCCGCUGGCACCGACCUCGCCAAUCGUCGAAGUAAGAUACAACGUCAAUAUGUGGAAGGGUUACGUCAACAAACCGGGCAAAAUCAUCAUGGGACUUCCACUUUAUUCAUACUAUGCCAAUUGCACUGCCAUGAACUAUGGUCUGUUCGGAACUGUCUGUAACGUCGAAGGUAUCAACACCAACCCUUCUGUCGGUUACAACGGAAUCUACGACCUGGUGAAUAACUAUCCAGCGGUUUCCUAUCAAGAGUUGAAUGGUGUAUCGUUUGCCAAUGUAUUCCGUCCAGGUUCAUUGAAUGUUACACAAUUUAUGUUUGACACACCAGCCAAUCUCUACCAAAAGUAUAUCGGUAUGGGUAUUGGUGGUACUGCUUGCUGGAGAAUCGACAAUUUAGUAGGUCUACCACAAUCUGUCAUUAAUACUUUUUACAUUGCAUUAGAUCCAUAUAACUAA
Heterostelium album PN500 is the source of this 933-nucleotide messenger RNA. RefSeq lists its product as uncharacterized. The transcript has 2 exons. Gene Ontology annotation, molecular function: chitinase activity. The record is from RefSeq and is a predicted model, not a curated record. The coding region runs from base 1 to 933 and encodes 310 amino acids. Gene Ontology annotation, cellular component: extracellular region. NCBI's taxonomy places the organism in Eukaryota, Evosea, Eumycetozoa, Acytosteliales, Acytosteliaceae. Gene Ontology annotation, biological process: carbohydrate metabolic process; chitin catabolic process.